Meyerozyma guilliermondii ATCC 6260 is the source of this 2895-nucleotide messenger RNA. RefSeq names its product alanine--tRNA ligase (gene ALA1). The record is from RefSeq and is a predicted model, not a curated record. Gene Ontology annotation, molecular function: ATP binding; nucleic acid binding; alanine-tRNA ligase activity. The coding region runs from base 1 to 2895 and encodes 964 amino acids. Gene Ontology annotation, cellular component: mitochondrion; cytoplasm. NCBI's taxonomy places the organism in Eukaryota, Fungi, Ascomycota, Pichiomycetes, Serinales, Debaryomycetaceae. Gene Ontology annotation, biological process: alanyl-tRNA aminoacylation; tRNA modification. The transcript has a single exon.
AUGAUAAGGACGUGUUCGAGAUUUAAACACAAUAUGUCUACUAACUCUCCUAUCAUUUGGCCCGCGUCUAAGGUUCGCUCGACCUUCUUGGACUACUUUAAAGAAAAGCAUGGUCAUCAGUUCGUCCCAUCUUCAUCUGUGGUUCCCCACAACGAUCCAACGUUGUUAUUCGCCAACGCUGGUAUGAACCAGUACAAGCCUAUUUUUUUGGGUACAGUCGACCCUGCCUCUGAAAUGUCGACCUGGAAGAGGGCAGUCAACUCACAAAAGUGCAUUAGAGCAGGAGGAAAGCAUAAUGAUUUGGAGGAUGUUGGUCAAGAUUCAUACCAUCACACUUUCUUUGAGAUGUUGGGUAAUUGGUCAUUUGGCGACUACUUCAAAAAGGAAGCAAUUGAAUGGGCAUGGGAGCUCCUUACAGACGUGUACAAAUUAGACCCUGACAGAUUGUACGUUACCUACUUUGAGGGCGACGAAAAACUUGGUCUUGGCCCCGAUCUUGAGGCUAAGCAAUUUUGGCUCGACCGUGGCGUUGCCGAAGAUCAUAUACUUACCGGAGAUGCAAAAGACAACUUCUGGGAAAUGGGUGACCAAGGACCAUGUGGACCAUGCUCGGAAAUACACUAUGAUAGAAUUGGUAACAGAAAUGCUGCUCACUUGGUUAAUAUGGACGAUCCUAACGUGCUUGAAAUUUGGAACUUGGUGUUCAUGCAAUAUAACAGGGAGCCAGAUAGCUCUUUGCGUCCCUUGCCAGCUAAGCACAUUGACACUGGUUUGGGUUUUGAAAGGUUGGUAUCUAUUUUGCAACAAAAGUCAUCGAAUUAUGACACUGACGUAUUCCAGCCCAUCUUUGAUAAAAUAAGAGAAAUUUCCGGAGUAAGACCCUACACUGGAAAAUUUGGCUCUGAGGACAAAGACGGAAUUGACACCGCAUACAGAGUGAUUGCUGACCAUGUCAGAACGUUGACUUUUGCUAUCACUGAUGGUGGAGUACCAAACAACGAAGGAAGAGGCUAUGUUUUGAGAAGAAUCUUGAGAAGAGGGGCCAGAUAUGUUCGUAAAUAUUUGAACUGCCCUAUUGGAUCUUUCUUCCAGCAACUUGUUCCCGUGGUUAUAGAGCAAAACUCGGAAAUAUUUCCAGAAAUAUUGAGAAACAUGCAAGAUUUGAAGGAAAUUCUCAACGAGGAGGAACUUUCAUUUGCUAAGACUUUGGAUAGAGGUGAGAAGCUUUUUGAGCAAUAUGCUAUCAUAGCAUCAAAAACUCCCGAACAAACUUUAUCGGGAAAGGAUGUCUGGAGACUCUACGACACUUACGGCUUUCCCGUAGAUUUGACGCGUUUGAUGGCAGCAGAAGCUGGCCUCAAAAUAGAUGAGGAAGGUUUUGAAAAAGCAAGGUUGGAAUCAUGGGAAGCAUCCAAAGCUUCUUCAAACAAAGGUUCUUCUCAGUUGGUCAAGUUGGAUGUUCAUGCUUUGUCAGAACUUGAUUCGAACGCUAAUAUUCCAAAAACGAAUGACAGCUACAAAUACGGAUUGGACGAUGUCAAAGCUGAGGUUGUUGGGAUCUAUGACGGAUCGUCAUUUGUGGAUUCAGUUUCCGAGGUGGGACAGCAGGUCGGUAUACUUCUUGACAAAACCUCAUUUUAUGCCGAGCAAGGUGGUCAAGAGUACGAUAAAGGAAAGAUUGUGAUCGACGGAUCUGCCGAAUUUGAAGUUGAUAAUGUUCAAGUUUAUGGAGGUUACGUGUUGCACACAGGGUCAAUAGUCUACGGAACUUUGAAGGUAAAGGAUGAGGUUCUUGCUUGUUACGAUGAAUUGAGAAGGUGGCCCAUUCGUAACAAUCACACAGGUACUCAUGUUUUAAAUUUUGCAUUGAGAGAGGUUCUUGGAGAUGGUGUCGAUCAGAAGGGUUCAUUGGUUGCCCCGGAAAAGUUGAGAUUUGACUUUAGUCAUAAGCAGGGUCUCACUCCAGCAGAGCUUACUAAAGUUGAGGCUAUCUCCAACAAAUAUAUUUCCGACAACAAAGAGGUGUUUGCGAAAGAUGUUCCAUUGGCCGAUGCUCAACAAAUAAAUGGACUCCGUGCGGUUUUUGGAGAGACUUAUCCAGACCCAGUCAGAGUUGUUUCGGUCGGUGUCCCCGUGGAGGAUUUGCUCAAGGAUCCGAAAAGGGACGAAUGGCACCAAGUAUCUGUCGAAUUCUGUGGUGGAACACACGUUGCCAAGACGGGUGAGAUCAAGGAUUUAGUCAUUAUUGAAGAAUCAGGUAUUGCCAAGGGAAUCAGAAGAAUUGUCGCGGUGACUGGUACCGAAGCACAUCGCGUACAGAAACUUGCUAAAGACUACGACAGCCAAUUGAGUGAAGCAGAAGCCAUGCCUUUUGGUUCCAGUAAGGAACAGAAGACCAAAGAGUUGGGAGUAGCUAUCAAGAAGCUAAGCAUUUCCGUGUUAGACAAGCAGAUGCUUAACACUAAGUUUACCAAGCUUGACAAAUCUAUUAAGGAUCAAUUGAAAGCGAAACAAAAAGAGGAGUCUAAGAAAGUGCUUGAGGCUGUUAACAAUUGGUUGACAUCAGAGGACAGCUCGGAUUACUUUGUCUCUCAUAUCGAUAUCUCGGCUAAUGCUAAGGCGAUCACCGAUGCUAUUAAUUUGAUCAAGAAGGAGCACAACUCGAAGACCAUAUAUUUAUUUGCCGGAUCAGACAAGGUUGCACAUGGGUGUUACGUAUCGGAUGAUGCAAUUUCGAAGGGUGUUAAUUCUAAUGACUUGGCUGCUCUUGCAUCUACAAGUAUUGGUGGAAAAGCAGGUGGUAAAGGAAAUGUUGUUCAAGGAAUGGGUGAUAAGCCCAGUGGAAUUGAAAAGGCAGUGGAGGAUAUCACAGCGGCAUUAUCGAAGACCCUCUGA